Messenger RNA from Balaenoptera acutorostrata (minke whale), 1865 nucleotides. It is a transcript of the gene MGAT4C, whose product is annotated as MGAT4 family member C. Gene Ontology annotation, molecular function: acetylglucosaminyltransferase activity. NCBI's taxonomy places the organism in Eukaryota, Metazoa, Chordata, Mammalia, Artiodactyla, Balaenopteridae. The record is from RefSeq and is a predicted model, not a curated record. The transcript has 5 exons. Gene Ontology annotation, biological process: protein N-linked glycosylation. Bases 105 to 1541 code for a protein of 478 amino acids.
CAGAGCACUGUUGGAUGUAGCCGAACGAAUUGUUUUCCCUGUCUCUGUGUAUCAACAUUUUCUGCACAGGACAGAUUGUGAACAACUUCUUUCUUAAGGAGAGAAUGUUUAAAUUUCACCAAGUGAAACAUAUUUUUGAUACACUAGAUAAAAUGCGAUGCCUGCGAAAACGUUCUACGGUCUCAUUCUUGGGAGUUCUUGUCAUUUUCCUUCUGUUUAUGAACUUGUACAUUGAAGAUAGCUACGUUAUGGAAGGAGACAAACAACUUGUAAGGGAAACAUCUACACAUCAACUGAAUCCUGAACGCUAUGUGCAUACUUUCAAAGAUUUAUCUAAUUUCUCAGGAGCCAUCAAUGUCACCUAUCGCUUCUUAGCUGUCAUGCCUUUACAAAGAAAGCGGUUUCUUACAAUUGGACUUUCAUCAGUGAGACGAAAAAAAGGAAAUUAUUUACUUGAGACAAUCAAGUCAAUUUUUGAGCAAUCCAGCUACGAAGAGUUGAAGGAAAUUUCAGUGGUGGUUCAUCUAGCUGACUUUAAUUCAUCCUGGCGUGAGGUCAUGUUACAGGAUAUUACACAGAAAUUUGCCCACCAUAUUAUUGCAGGAAGAUUAAUGGUUAUACAUGCUCCAGAGGAAUAUUACCCAAUCCUGAGUGGCCUUAAAAGAAAUUACAAUGAUCCAGAAGACAGAGUGAGAUUUCGUUCCAAGCAAAAUGUAGAUUAUGCUUUUUUGCUUAAUUUUUGUGCCAAUAUUUCAGACUAUUAUGUAAUGCUUGAAGAUGAUGUUCGUUGUUCAAAAAAUUUCUUUACUGCCAUCAAGAAAGUCAUUACAUCCCUAGAAGGAACUUACUGGGUAACCCUUGAGUUCUCUAAGCUUGGCUAUAUAGGAAAACUUUAUCAUUCUCAUGAUCUCCCACGUUUGGCGCAUUUUUUAUUAAUGUUUUAUCAAGAAAUGCCUUGUGAUUGGCUACUGACUCAUUUCCGCGGUCUGUUGGCUCAGAAAAAUGUGAUUCGUUUUAAACCAUCUCUCUUUCAGCACAUGGGUUAUUACUCAUCAUAUAAAGGAACUGAGAAUAAGCUGAAAGAUGAUGAUUUUGAAGAGGAGCCAUUUGAUAUCCCAGAUAACCCUCCUGCAAGUCUAUAUACCAACAUGAGUGUUUUUGAAAAUUAUGAUGCAAGCAAGGCUUAUAGUAGUGUUGAUGAAUACUUUUGGGGAAAAUCACCAUCAACAGGAGAUGUCUUUGUGAUUAUAUUUGAAAAUCCGAUUGUAAUCAAAAGAAUUAAAGUGAAUACUGGAACAGAAGAUCGACAAAAUGACAUUUUGCAUCAUGGAGCCCUAGAUGUUGGAGGAGAUAUUAGAUAUUUUAAACAAAAUAGACAAUGUGUUACUUACAUAAGACUAGGGGAAUUCAAAAAUGGAAACUUUGAAGUAUCUGAUGUAAAUCAAAAAAUUCCAUUUGAUAUACAUUGUAUGAGGAUAUAUGUUACCAAAACACAAAAAGAAUGGCUGAUUAUUAGGAGUAUUAGCAUUUGGACUUCUUAGCCAAUUGAAUCAAUAUGUCCAGUUACUGAAGCAGGUCUUCCUGUUUCCUUUUUGACUACCUUCCUCUUUUGCUCCCUUUAUCCUCUGGAGGGAAAACAAUGGAUCAGAUGUUGAAAAACUCAUUUUGGCAGUUUUGAUUUACACAUUGUCAGCAUACUUUUACUCUAAUACACACUUACAUUUAUUUUAACUUCUGAAGUUUAUCAGUUCACAGUUAAUGCUACUUUUGUUUAUGUUUUAAUGUUAUCAUAUUACUUUCAGAAUUUCAUCUGAAUGUCAAAAAGUGACACGAAGGAUUUCAAAUGAGAAAAUGUAGUUUGUUGG